UCAAUUUAUUUGUCCGAAACUGUCGAACAAUCACUGAACCCGAGCAAGCCUCCAUCGCACGAGACAUGGCUUCGUCGUCUCCGGCGCUUCGCGAACUCCAGCGCGACCUCGAGAACCAAGCCAACGCCCUCAGCAAGAUCCAAAAAGAUAUUGCGAAGAACCACCAGGUGCGGAAGCAGUACACGAUCCAGCUCGGUGAGAACGAGCUCGUCCUCAAGGAGCUGGAGCUAUUGAACGAAAGUGCCAAUGUAUACAAGCUGAUCGGGCCGGUGCUGGUGAAGCAGGACCUCGCCGAGGCGAAGGCCAAUGUUAAGAAGAGAAUUGAGUACAUCUCCGCGGAACUAAAACGGCUUGAUGGGACCCUUCAGGAUUUAGAGGACAAGCAAAAUAGCAAGAAGGAAUCGAUUCUUAAGUUACAACAGAGGAUUCAGACUGUACAAGCUGGAAAAGCGAAGUCCUAGUUAUCUUUUUGUAGGGACCGUAAGUUGUGGUUGAACUCAUACAGGGAGUUUUAGCUCCAUCAGAUGAGCAAUGUAGCAAUCAGUAUUUGUCAAUGUUUGUUGCAUACUUAAAUAUCACCUUUUUCUUCUUUUUGGUUAUUUAUUAUUAUUACAUUCCUUUGGCUGCAGGAAAUGACUGUAACAGCGUGGCUUUUUGCCAUAUUAGGACUUUUUAUGGGCUUUAUUAUUUCAUAUUGGGGAAUACUAUGGCAUGCUUAUUUAA
Messenger RNA from Ananas comosus (pineapple), 723 nucleotides. RefSeq names its product prefoldin subunit 6. NCBI's taxonomy places the organism in Eukaryota, Viridiplantae, Streptophyta, Magnoliopsida, Poales, Bromeliaceae. The transcript is spliced from 5 exons. Gene Ontology annotation, cellular component: cytoplasm; prefoldin complex. Gene Ontology annotation, molecular function: protein-folding chaperone binding. Bases 66 to 461 code for a protein of 131 amino acids. The record is from RefSeq and is a predicted model, not a curated record. Gene Ontology annotation, biological process: chaperone-mediated protein complex assembly; protein folding.